GAGAGGUGCGCUUGCGACUUGUCGUACGCGUCGUCGAAGUACAUAAGCUUGUGUGUGAAUUCAAUCCCUUGCAGCCAGCCGCUCAACCUUUUUUCCGUUGAUCGUUGCCCGUUGUUUUAUUUGUUUUUUUCCACCGCUGUCGCUCGGCGUGCAACAAUCGACAACUGAUCUGUGUCAAGUGCGAAAAUUCUCUGUGCCUGUGUGGUGUGAUACUGAUUGAUAAAACAGAACGGCAACUGGCGAGCGCGCGCGCGUGGUGUGUUCGAUGAAGUCUAACGGCAGAAGUGCGCGUUGCUGCAAUCUGACGGCGUUUCGCCGCAGAUGAGAGAAAGAGAGAGAGAGAGCGCGAGGAGGGAGAGCAGAAUCGUGCCAAGGAAGAAAAGCAAAUUUCUGGUUUCUUUUGUUUUUUUGGUUUAUACGGGAGUGUGCGGAUAACGGCGACAGCAACGAAGCGCCGUAGUUUUCAGUUUGCUCCCUUUCGCGGGAACUGCCAGAAGUGAAAAUUUGCUUCUCUCUUUCUCUCUCUCUCUCUCUCUCUCUGGCGUGGAUGCAUCGCCAGCAGCGAGGUCGCUGCAGCCUCUGAGAGCGAGAGAAGACGCGGAGAAUGCAAGAGAGAGCCAUGAACGCGACGAGAUUUAGGAUGCGCUUCUUCGCCGCGCCGCUCCUCCUGCUUGCCUUCUCGUGCUACCUCGGAGCGAUCCAGGCCUACGGGGUGGAAGAGACAUCGAUAGACACGAAGGAAGGAGCAACGGUGAAUCUGCCGUGCAAAUUCCCGCCACCGACGGUGAACGCCACGUUUUUCUGGCUGACGCACACGAAUGGCGCUCACGACAACGCAGCCAUCGAGCAGACGGCCCUGGCGCCGCACUACCGCGUGCACAUGCAUCCCGAUAGGGGAGAGUACAACCUGCAGAUCCGCAACGUGUCGUACUCGCGCGACAACGGCAAGUACGAGUGCAGGGUGAAGGUCAGCGGCACCGGCGAGAAUCUCUAUCACAAGAACAUCACGCUGACGGUACUGCGCGCCCCGAGUGCGCCGACCAUCGUGCUCGGCUCGCCGAUCGUGCGCGAAGAGGAGCGCCUCGAGCUCCACUGCAGGACCAACGGCGGAAGUCCCGAGCCCGACGUCAAGUGGUACCGAGGCGACUCGAAUAGCCUGGUGCACACCGGGCGCACUUACGUGCUGAUACCGAGCAAAGACGACGACGGCUCCAAGCUGCGUUGCACCGUGUGGAACCGAGCGAUGGACGACGGCUACACGCUCUCGGCCAGCAUCACGCUCAACGUGCAGUACUUUCCGCGAGUGUCGCUCGGCUCGGAGAACCCACUCAAAGUCGAAGUCAACAACAUGGCCACGCUCAAGUGCAAGGUCGAUUCCAAGCCCGCUGUCACGUCGGUCAGGUGGUUGAAGGACAACAGUUUCGUCGCCAUGAGCUUCAACCAUAUCAUUCCGAAGGUGACGCUUCAGGACGCCGGCAAGUACACUUGCCAGGCCGACAAUGGGCUGUCGAAGAAGGGCGAAAGCUUCUUGCACUUGGACGUGCUUUAUCCACCCAGCGUGUCCAUCGAAGGCGAUAAGAUCAGGACCGUGGAAGUCGAGGAUAGUGUUACCGUACACUGCAACGUCUCGUCUAAUCCGGAGCCAACUAAGAUCGAGUGGCUUCGCGAAGGUCGCCCGGACUUCCGCAUAGAGGGCUCGAUUCUGCGCCUGUCGCGCGUCACAGCCGAGCAAGCUGGCAAUUACACCUGUCGGGCAAUCAACUCCAUUCAUCCAUCCGGAGGUGAACGUCGUAACUACUCGUUCGCCUCGAAGGUGGAGAUCCGCGUGCGUCACAAGCCGGGUCCGGCUCGCAUCACACCUAACGCCCCGGUCGCCGUCGAGAACACCAAGGUCAUCCUGAACUGCGUGGCCAAUCCACCUGGUUACCCCGAGCCCACGUUCCAGUGGACCCGUGAAACCGAGGGAGGCCUCUCGUCCACCGAGUACAUCGGUCAGAAGUACGAAAUCCAGUCGGUGCAUCUGGGUAGCGAAGGCAUCUACAGGUGUCACGCUAUCAACGAGAUCGGCAACGGCGAGUCCGCAUCGGUCAAUCUUACUGUUCACCAGUCACCCAAGAUCCUCACCAAGCUUCAACCUCACGUCACUCGGAAGGUCGGCGAAUCGUCCUUCCAAGUGUCAUGCGUAGCGCAAGGUAAACCCCGACCAUCGGUGCGUUGGAUGAAGGAUGACAACGAGCUCACCGCUGACCAAAGCCUUUACAAAGUCUCUACGACGCUGUCGGAGGGUCACGGCCGAGUAAUAACGGUAAACUCGACGCUCAGUUUCCUGGGUAACGCGCGCCCGGAGACCGAUCGAAUGAUCGCCAACGACCGUGGCAAGUACACUUGCGUGUUCGAGAACGAGGUGAAGAAGGUCGAGUCGCAAAUGAUGCUCAAGGUGGAGCAUGCGCCGAUCAAGCUGAACCUCUAUGACAAAGUGGCGAGUAACUUUCACGAGACCGCCAACGUCACGUGCAAGGUGCAAGCGUGGCCCAAGCCCGAGUUCCAGUGGAGCUUUGGUACCAAUGCCGCUCCGCUGCAAGGCUCGUCGAGCGAUGGCCACUACGAGAUAUCCACCGCGAGCGACAACUACGACGUGUACACUUCGGUCUUGAAAAUUACUAAUAUCCGCGACACCGACUACGGAGAGUACAGCUGCAGGGCGGCAAAUGCUCAGGGCAGUACCACCUCGGUGAUCAAGUUACAACCUAAGGGCGCGCCCGAGAGGCCUAUUAACCUGAGGGCCAUGGACGUUGGACCAACCUACGUUGCCCUUAUGUGGGAUCUCGGUUUCGAUGGUGGACUGCCCAUCACCAAAUAUUUCGUGUCGUAUAAGAGGGUUGCCCCGGCCGACGAGAUCAUUGCCGCCGAUUGCGCGCCACCUAGGGGGCCGUCUAAUCAGUGGAUGGAGGUCGAUUGCCGCAGAUCAAAUCCUUGCAACGUUUCUGAUCUCGAGCAACACCAAACUUACAUUUUCAAGGUGAAAGUGUACAAUACUAACAAUCACUCGGACUACUCGGACGAAGUGACGUCGACCACAGCAGUGGCCAAAAUUCCAUCUCCGUUGCGGGUGAGUUACGAUCCCGAAGGCGGCACUCUCGGCAUUAAUGUUGGGCCAACGUGUUUGGCGCUCGUCGCCUCGAUCGAGAAGUCCGACUCGGGCUCCGACAAUACGUGGCGCAUCGUUGAAGACUGGCCACUCGAAGUUUUGGGUGGCGCGAGUACGCAGAGGGAAGACGUUCUUCAAGACUCUGCCGCGUCCAGUUCCGAGCCCAGAAUUCGCGUGAGGUUGUGCCUGAAAGCCGAUCGCCAGAAGUGUGGAGAUUACCUCGAGGCUGAGAUCGGGCCGUCAUACAUAGCACGAGCCGGUACACUGGCAACUCCAACUUUAAUUGCUCUGGUAGUGAGCGGAGCCGUGUUCCUAUUGUUCGCUGCGCUGCUGCUUCUGUUCUGCCGCUGCCGCAGGAAACACGCUGCCAAAGCCAAAGACUACGAGAUGGAUUCGAAUGCAGUGAGACCGAGCUUGGUGACCGGAAACGGAGGACAGACUCAGGCGCCGCCACCCUAUUACGCUGAAAAUAAGGCAUUGGAGCAUAGUUUGGAUCACGCCUUAGCCCUUGAGGACUCGAAGACGCCAGCUUACGGACAGAGCGGUUACGGCUAUCAUCAGCCCAAUCACAACAUGAAUGGUGAGAAUGACGGCGUGAACAUGGGCUACAUGGAAAACAGCUACUCGAAUUCGAACAACGGUGGCUCGGUCAACUCUCAAGACUCGAUCUGGCAGAUGAAACAAGCCGCAGCGAACGGUGGCGUCGGAGUGAAUGCCGGCAACGUCGGUGUGGUGGGUACACCUUACGACAUGGGUGGCUACGGCACCACUGAACCCGACUAUCCGACCCACCAGCACUACAUGCCACAGCAAGAUUACAGGGACACCCACAAUCUCAGCCGCCAGCAAUUCUGCGAGCCCUUCGGCACGGUCGUCAAGUCGCAGAAGCAUGUCGAUUCGCCAUACGACGUAUCAGGUCUUCCCUACCAAGAGAACUACGACGAGGACAGCAAGCCACCGCAGCAGGUGAGCCUGUCGUACGACGAGUCACUGGAGUCUGGCUACUCGACCCCGAACAGCCGGGGUCGUCGCAUCAUCCGCGAGAUAAUCGUCUGA
Phymastichus coffea is the source of this 4204-nucleotide messenger RNA. RefSeq names its product hemicentin-1 (gene ed). Bases 605 to 4204 code for a protein of 1199 amino acids. Gene Ontology annotation, cellular component: cell-cell junction. The record is from RefSeq and is a predicted model, not a curated record. The transcript is spliced from 9 exons. Lineage: Eukaryota; Metazoa; Arthropoda; Insecta; Hymenoptera; Eulophidae. Gene Ontology annotation, biological process: cell-cell adhesion. Gene Ontology annotation, molecular function: cell adhesion molecule binding.